Molecule: messenger RNA, 5356 nt
Organism: Lytechinus pictus (painted urchin)
Lineage: Eukaryota; Metazoa; Echinodermata; Echinoidea; Temnopleuroida; Toxopneustidae
Exons: 6
Coding region: 610-1740 (376 amino acids)
Biological process (GO): protein ubiquitination
Cellular component (GO): nucleus
Molecular function (GO): ubiquitin-protein transferase activity
Source: RefSeq, a predicted model, not a curated record
GUACAGCUAUGGGGUAGCCUUUGUUUAUACGGACGUCAUCCGAAUUGCAUCAGCAUCAGGUUUGUUUUCUCUCUAAAAGUUCGGAGCGUUUACAUUUUUCAGUUAGAAUAAUUUGGAAGCUUGAUACAUCAAGACUGAUUUGACUGCAGUGCUCAGCAUUUUAUGUUGGCUAUUUUGGUAAAUUUGAUCAACAUUUCGAGACGGGCAAGUGGUUCUUGUCGCCGCGGCUUGACGCUUGCAAGUUGCAGCCCGGGAUCCGGGGAUGAUGCCCGCACCAACCUAGACCAAAAGCGUCGGUCUCUGUUAUGUUGGUUGUUCAGCUGAACUCCGUUGGCUUCACUCACCAAAUACAGAGACCGAAGUUCUAGCGCGAUCUGUACAGGGGACUCAAUGGCCAUAUGUUUAUGUGUAUUAAGUUCGGAUAAAACAGGGCAGUGAAGUUGCGCGACAGCCGAGGUGGCUUGUUUUAGAAGUACUAGACACAAUUGAUGAAACUUAACUUGCAAUACUCAACUAAUCAUCAACACAAAGACUGUGACCACUAAUGCAAACUUCAACAACUGGAAAAGUGCAGAUAUUCAUAGAUUUGAGUCAAGGAAUAGAGACGUCAUGGGUCGCAGCAAAGGAGGCGAACUUGAAAAUUUCAUCACCGGAAUGGACGACAUCACACUCUUUGUUAUGAAAAUUAUAUUUGUUGUCUUUGUCAUCACCGUCACACACAAUAUCUACACCUGGUGUACCAAGGGGAAGAAGUCCAAUAGAACCGCACCCUCUUCGUCAAGGGGUGCAUCAAGUGCCACGCCCAAACAAUCUUCAAGUACUUCCUCUUCGCAGCAAGCCUCGGGACCCCCAAACAGCGAUCCACCAACGUAUGAAAGCAUUUACCCGGAUCUGAGCAAGGAACUGAAUGCAGCUAAGAAUGGAAGCGGAGGAGGUUUGUUUUCAUGGUUGUUUGGAGCUGGAGGUGAUGGGGCGCGGGACUUGGUCUUCAGGCGGAUCGCAGAUCAGUUCUAUUCAGUUGAUGAAGUCAGUAAUGCAAUCCGACAGUGUGGCCUAGAAUCAAGUAAUCUGUUAUUUGGUAUUGAUUUCACCAAGAGUAACCUUCAUACUGGGAUGCAGACCUAUGGUGGGCGGAGUCUACACAGAAUACAACCAGGAGAGAUGAACCCUUAUCAACAGGUGAUAUCCAUUAUGGGUCGCACAUUAGCUCCAUUUGACGAUGAUGGUCUUAUUCCAGUUUUUGGUUUUGGAGAUAUAUCAACCCAAGAUAAGAGUGUAUUUCCAUUUAGGCAAGAUGGUGUCUGUCAUGGAUUCCAAGACGUGCUAGAUUGUUACACCCGGAUCGCAGCCAACAUCCAGAUGAGCGGACCAACCAACUUUGCACCCGUCAUCAGACAGGCUAUUAACAUCGUCAAGAAAACACAAGCUCAGUACCACAUUCUUAUAAUCGUAGCAGACGGCCAGGUGAACAGCGAGAGACAAACGAAAGAAGCUAUCGUGGAAGCAUCUAACUACCCUCUCUCUAUCAUCAUGGUCGGCGUUGGGGACGGACCGUGGGACAUGAUGAAGGAAUUCGACGACAGGUUGCCGAGGAGGAAGUUUGAUAAUUUCCAGUUUGUGGAUUUCUUCCGGGUCAUAGCCGGACGCGAGAACCCGGAGGCGGCGUUUGCGUUAAACGCUCUCAUGGAAAUUCCAGAACAGUUCAAGCUCAUUAGGAAACUAGGGUUACUGGACUUUUAGAAGAAUUGAACGGCUGAUCUCUGUGUAUAGCAAAGACUGUCAAACAUUGGUCUCUACGGUGAGUUAUUAGGGUUUAUACCAUGUGACAUGUACUGCCAGUUAUCUAGUAAAGAAUCAAGUUUGUAUGAGCAAUAGAUGGUAUGUAGUGCUGUGUAUGUUCCAACCUUUGCCUCAUGUAGUAAUAUAACAUCAUCAUCUCUUGUUGGAUGGUUCCCGAAGGAGUGGAGAAAGUGCAUACACAGGAAUGCCAGGAUUUGAUGACCAGUUUGUAUUAUGACCAAUAGACGGUAUGCAGUACUCUGUAUGAUUGCCAUCACGUCAUGUGGUUAUUUCACAUCAUGAACUCUUGUUAGAAUGCUCCCCAGGGAGUGGAUAAAGUCUAUGCAUUGUAGGCAGGCAAGCCAGGGUUCAACGACCAGAGUAGUAGUUUGUAAAGUGCUUAGAGAUGACUCUUUCAUCUGUAUUGAUUGUUGAUUUAUAAAACGAGGAUAUUUUACUUUUAUUUUACUUACCCUGGCCUGAUAAUGCCCGAGGCAGGCCAGGCAAUAUCUGUGCCUUGACAUUUCAUUUGGCUGAACCCUGGGGAUACAGAUAUAUAACAGGUCUUUCAACUGCUGUUCACAAAGUCUGGGUUCAGCAAAGUCAUAAUCUAGAUGAAAGAUCAGGACUGUGGUAUAUGGCAGUAGGAUUGAAGUUCAUUAUCAAACUUUCAUGUACAUGUACAAGGUUUGAAAUAAAUCCAGGGGCCGUAUUCUGAAAAUUGUCUUAAGAGAAAUAUUCUUGUAUCUUUAGAGUUACAAUAAAUUUCGUAUUCCGAAAGUUCUUGUAUCUUUCGCUGAGCGUGUUGAUGUCAGAGCUAGAAUUAUAAAAAACAGCGCAUAAAUAUCCCUUUGCGCAAGAUAAAAUCUCGAGAUAAAAGGUAUUCUGAAAAUUCCCUUAUCUUUGCGUUCUGUUAACUUCCUUGCAAAAUACAAGAAAAUUUACAAGAGGUAGGGGGCUAUUGUAACUUAUUGUUGCAUGCAAUAUUUGUCCAUCUGCAAUAAUUAUUUCUUGCUGCAUCCCGCAAGAACAUCGUGUUUUACAAAAGGAGACAUUCCAAAGACAUUAUAACAACAGAUUGGUAGACUUUUCAGCAAUUAACAAUUGGUGUUCGAGACGAUGAAUCUUUUCAGAGAAAAUAUAUCUUUACGAAAAGGGCACAAGCAUAAGCGUUGGGGGCACAAGGAAAUUACGCCUCCUAUCAACAAUGCGCUUCAUUAUUUUUCAGAAGAGACGCAUCUAUUGGUUGACCUAAGCAUAUAACAAGCUUAAUGAUUGGUUGAUGAUGAAAUAUUGGGCAUGUCAGAGAUAGAAUAGAGGACGUCCUUACUGAGAUAAGACAAUUUUCAGAAUACUAAUUUAAGAGAAUUUCAGCGAGCUGUUAUCUUGCUGACUUACAAGAAAAGUUAAGACAAUUUUCAGAAUACCACCCCAGAUUGGCUGUGGAUAAUGACUUGUUAAACUCUGUAUUUAGAUUUAAAUCCUGAAGAUAUAUUUCCAAAUUGAAAAUAAUUUAGAUUCAAAUCUUUGGGAUUUAAAGCUUUAUCCUUAGAUGGUUGAAUGGAAGGCUUCCUAGGUUUUCUAAGCAAUGUCUAUAACUAGAUCUUUCAUAUUUAAAGUUAUCGGAAUUCAUUCAAAAUAUGAAUAUUUUUAUUUAUUUGUUAAUCGAUUGUCAUGUUUGGUUGGUUAUUUUUUUUUUCAUUAUCUGGUUGAACACUUCUACAUUUACUUCUACUUCCUGUGGGUCAUCUGGGGCCCGUUUCAUAAAGAUCUAUGAUUAUAGUAACUACCAUGGAUUCCUUGAUUUUGAUUGGCUGUUGAGCCAUGUUACUAUGGUAAUUAUCGUAAGCAUAAGUCCUUUAUGAAACAGACUCAUAUCUUGCUAAGUACUUGCAACUGUUACAACUGUACUUGCAACUGUUAUGUCCACACAUGAUUUUUUUAAUUAUAAUUUCUCUCAAACAUUAUCCAUUAUAUUUUAUUCAAGGUCCAAUUAAAAAUCACUUUUCCUUCAUUAGAUAUCAUUAUUUUGCAUAAGCUUGCUACAUGUAGCUACAUGCGCAAUGCUGCCCGAGGUCAUGUGCGCUUGUGGGAUUUGCUUUUGCUUGCAGUAUUUUUGCUCCCUUUUCAUAGAUAACUGCAGGGGAAAACUCUUGUUUUUUUAAAUAGUAUUGCUAAACUCAGAGGCGUUGUACAACACAAAUAGCGAAUAUUCUUAUUCAUGCAACGGUGCCAGAUUUUGCAUUCGGUGAAAGAAAGAAACACUAUUCAACGAGGCAUUAGCCGAGUUGAAUAGAGUGUUUCUUUCUUUCACCUCAUGCGAAAUCUCGCACCAUCGCACUCAUGCCUAUUUGCUAUUUGUAUAAUAAUGUCAACUUUCAUGGGAAGAGCUAAUCAGGAAACAGAAUUUUCACUGUUGUCAUGGUAGUUGACAUUCCAGCAAGGGUUACUAUCAUAAUUCAAUGAGUUUCUUGUUUCCGGCUCAAUGUUGCAAUGUCAGAGUGUCCAUAUAUCUGAAUGCGCCUAGACCAGGGUGUUAAAGUUUUAUGCAGUAUACUAUAAAAGGCAAGAAGUUGGGCACAUUUUGAUGGAAUAGAUGUGGAGGAAAUGUACUUUUCCAUUAUUCAAAGCCUUUCCUGUUUUAUUUUAAAACUUUCAGCCAAGCUAAACUGUUUAACAAAUUGUAGAUACAAUGUCUUGUUGGGGAUCAUUUGAAUUAUCGUUCUAUUUUAUGUACUAGUGUUUAUUUUAUGUUUGUUUGAUGGAAUAUCAUUUCAUAGUACAUUUAUUUUAUUUGGAUAUGAUUUGUAUUACUUCAAGGUCUCUGAUAUUUAUAAUUUUAUAUGGUUUUAUACAACAAAUAUCUUCUCUAGAAAUGAUUUCAAUAACAUUUCUAUUAAAUGGUCUGAUAGUAAUUAAUAAUUGAAAUAUGGUUUAAUACAACAAAUAUCUUUGGAAAUGAUUUGAGUUGCACUUCAAAACAUGCCUUUAUGGCACAAUGUUGCAUUUGAGAUUUUGAUGCAAUUCUAGUAUACUGAGGAGUGCAAUGAUACAAUAAAAUUGUAUAGUCCUCUUUUAAUAUUGUCUCACACUUUGCUUAUUAUUGCUCUCUCAAUAUUAUUCAUAAUCUUUGGAAAAGUACAAAAAUCUGAUGAAUAUAUAAUUUCCAAAGAGCAUAUUGUAAUAUGAGUAAAAUCAACAUGCAUCACAGAUGCUAUGAGAGAUGAGGGUAAAAACUUGAAAUUCUUAAAGUCUGCAUUUUUGCAGUAAACUGUCUCUCCUAAAUAAGAUUUUAUGAAUUUUGAAAAAUAUGCUUUAUUAAGAAGAGUAAUCAGAAUUGCACAUCUUGAUAUUACAGCUUCAAUGCCCAAUUUAGAUGGCUAAUUUUCUUAUCAAUUUUAUUUCGAAGUUUCUUCCUAUUUAAUUCAGUUUGAUUAUUUGGCUUGGCCUUUAUGUGGUUGAGACAAACCUCUUUUGCAAUUCUAAAUUAUUGCAUGCAAGUUGAUCUACAUGUUGUAUUGCACAUUUUUCUAUUACUUUUAUAGAUAUUUUCUUAAAGAUCAAUAAAAAUAUGAAA